Messenger RNA from Paramuricea clavata, 7291 nucleotides. Lineage: Eukaryota; Metazoa; Cnidaria; Anthozoa; Malacalcyonacea; Plexauridae. The record is from the annotation of a GenBank genome assembly.
AUGGUAUGUCAGUAUGGUAUGUGGUAUGGUAUGGUAUGGUUUGAUAUGGUUGACAUGCUAUCAUAUGACAUGCUUUAUCAUCGUAGAAAUUUUCCUUUAUUACAGAUUUGUCCAAGUCCCGAAUUCGUAGCGCCUGCAAACCUAGAUAGUAAGGAUUUCGACAAACGAAAACGGGAAGUAACAGACGAUGAAGUAAGUUGGGGCACAGGAACGGCCAUAAAAUUUUGUCAGUUGUAAUUUUUUAGUGUGAAGUUUCACUUCACACUAUUGUGAUGGCUGGCAAAUUCACACGAAUCAGUCAGUCAAACAGUCAGUCAUAGAGUAAACUUUCCGGGGGGUGUAUACGAUUUAUGUUCGUAGUGAUUUAUUGUACUUAGUCAGUAUUUUGAAGGUUAUUUAGGCAAUUUCAGUUAACUUAUUUACAUAUUCUGUUAUCCUUUUGCCCAGUUCGCAAAAAUUUCGAGGAAUCGCUUUCGUUAUUGUAAUUUUUUGUAAAUUUUAGAACAUUCGCUUCUCAUGUUGUGUAAAGGAUUUUUACCCCGGAACACCCGAUUUUUUUCUUUAGUAGCGCAAAUGCGCAUGCGCUAUCAAGCCGUAGAUCACGAUGGCGUGACGAUAUGCUAGGAAGGAGUGACAGUGUUGUUUUCAGAUGUAUAAACAUUUCAGACGUGAAUAUUGAGUAAAUCUUUGAAAAUCUACACAAAAUACAAAUUGAUCUUAUACAUUACGGGUGUUCAAUUAAGUGCCGAUAAUAUUUAGACGGUAUAUUCAUUAUACAGAGCUAGGAAGGAGCUAGACCACCUAGACAGUGCAGUCAAGUGUAUAAACAUUUCAGACGUAAAUAUUGAGUCGAAAAUCUUUGAAAUUCUAGGCAUUCAAUUGAGUGCCGAUAUUAUUUUCACAGCAUACUCAUUACACAGAGCUACAGUACGUAGGCAGAAGCGAGACAGUGUUGUUUUCAAGUAUAUAAACAUUUCAGACAUGAAUAUUGAGAAAAUCUUUGAGAUUCUACGCAAUAAUACAAUAUGUAAAUUUAUGUUAUGCAUUACGGGCAUUCAAGUAAGUGCCCAUCGAUAUUAUUUAGACCGUGUAUUCAUUAUACAUUGUCAUUGACUGUAGUCUGUAUAAGGUGCUACAUCACAGAAUAGAUGGCUACACUCAGUACAAAGAGCGAAAAAUUGCAUCAGAUCUGUAUCAGAUCAAUAAAGCAUAAACAACUAUUAAACAGAAGCGGGUAAAUGUUUGUACGGCGUUUACGAAGAAAAUAACUUGCGAGACUAAAGAAAUCAGUUGAGGCAGAGCUCCUUAUUUAAAUGAGAAAGACGAGGAGAUAGCCAAUGUGUUAUCGCCAAUCGCUUGGCUCGCCAACAAGCUUGAUGCAAUAGAAGAAAAAGGCAACAUGUAGCCAACGUGUACCGUCACGGACCUUGUCUUUGUUUACUGUCUAGCACAACGCCGUUGUCAACGGUGCAAAUUCGUGUUCAGUUCAACGAUAACUCUACCAUAUCGUACGAGAAUCAAUCUGUAGUAUUCUGUACACAGAACUGUAUCAAAGCUUGUCAAAAUCAAAACUGCUUUAAACACUGCUUAACUGUAAAACUAUUGAAAUCUAAAGUGACAUUAUUCAACACAUGCGAAAAGCUGAAAAUAGACGUGACACUGGGAAAAGUCAAAGGUCAAUGUGACUUGUUAUUGUGAAACCAACCUCGUACCCAGGGCUUCUGCGCUUAUUGCUCUCAGAAGCCCUGGGAUAAUCCAACUCAGAACGUGAUUUGAUUGGUCAAUGCGAAUUUUGGCAACAUGGCUGCUAUCACAAGGAGUGUACACAAAAGUUAAAUGCUGGUUUUUGCAUGAAAAUACUUCCUUAAAUCAAAUUCUGGGCUAUUUUGAAAAGAGCAAAAGAAGAAAUGGACUAUUUGUAUUUGUAAAUAAGCAAGAAUGGCGAACAGAGUAAAAAAAUUAACAUAAUAAAGCGAAACAUUUCUCGUUCGAAAAUUGAAAAUUGAAAUUUCAAUUAUAAAUCUACAACUUCAACCACGAUAUUCAAUGUAAAUAUUACAUAAUAAAGUUUUUAAUACCUUUUUUACCUUUAUUUGAUAAAUUGUGUGUUCUACAUUAUUGCAUUUUGUAUUGGAAUAGGAUAAAUUAUGAAUUAUACACAAAUAUUUAAAUUUACAAAUUAUUCCCAAUUUGAGGAUGCUGGGUGCACUGGCUCAGAGUUUGUAUUAGUGCCUAUUUAUUAUUGAUUAUUAGUGCCUCUAAAUCUCUAAUGUACAAACAUUGUAAUCUGUCACUUAAUACCAUAAAGAAACUGUUGAUAGCACAUAUAUUAAAUGACUAUUAAUCAAAAUGAACUAAAUUUCGACCAUUAUAUACUUAGCAUAUUUCCCCCAAUAUUGAGGGAAUAAUUUCUCCUAUUUAUUUUUAUAAUAAGCCAAUAUUGCCCAACUGUGAAGUCAAUAUUGCCCGACUGGCCUAGUCUGCCCAACAAUUGAGCCCCGCCCUGUACGCCUAUGACCAGGCCUACAGGUGGACCCCCAACCUGAUUGGUCACAAUUUUUAUUUCUCCAAAAUUUCCCCUCCCCAUGUACAAGGAUUGACAGUUUGAUUAGAUUGGGAAAAAAACACAGUUAUAUUGGGUCAUUCCAGAAAACACCCAUACCACUCCCACAGAGGAAAUUGAAAGUUAAUCCCUCAUACCCCUUUGGAUGUCCUAAUACAUUUAUUAUUAUCAGAAACAAUUUUUUCCCCCUCCCCCUCUGAACGGCAGAAAUUUCCUCUGUGGGGGGAGUGUGGAUAUUUUCUGGAACGACCUAUUUGAGAAAUGCUUUUGCACAAAUUUUAAAUUUUCUUACAAUUUUCUUGUAUGUCAGAACACUGUUCUAAGUUGCAACUAAAAUUCAGAGGUCUAAAAGGCUCAAGUCAAUUCCAGUGGUGUAACCAGAGGGGGGAGGGGUCAAAAUAUUUUAAAUGUUCUGAACUUGUUUGUAAUUAAUUAGAGUUGAACAUGUGGUUAACUGCAAGGCUAUUUCAAAUCACCAAAACACAUUAAAAUAGCCCCCCAAAAUGGCACUUUAUUAACUAGAAUUUAAAAAGUUUACAUUGUACUAUAUUAUACAUGGAUAGCUUGGGAGUCCAAAUAUAUUUUUACAUACUAACAAACUUUAUUCAAACUAGUGCAGGCCCCUCCUGGGAAUUUCAGUCCCCCUUGAAGGCCUUAAUUAGAAAUUCUGGCUACAUCACUGCUCAAUUCCAUUGCCAAUGAUGGUGUUAGAGUAGGUUAACAAACUAGUGUGUAUUAUGAGAUAAUCCAUUGAACACCAAUGAUCUAUCCCAACAUAUCCGGGCCGGGCAUAGUACCACAGAAAAUUUUUAAAAUUUGGGUCUCUGAAAUGGCAUUUCCAGCAUUCUGAGAAAACAUUUUGGAAAAUUUUUAGAUUCUCAAAACAUUUAAAAAAUUCAGAAUAUUUAAUAUUGGCUAUUCCACUAUUGUCAACUAGUGAUACCCAACUGAAUUCCUUAACAUAAGUUGGUUAGAAUUGGGAUAAUCAGCAAUUAACAAAAGUUGGAGUUUCAUCUGAUGACAUGUAUGCUUCUAACCAUGCUGUCCAUGCAGCUAUCUGACAGUUUUUAAUUUUCAACAUUGAUUCCCAAAGCCAUUAUUCUCAAGAUUUGCCAAAAAGGUUUUCCAAAUAUUAAAGUGCAGAAUUAUAUUACAUUACUCAUCACUGUUCAUUUUACAUUCUUCAAGUAGAUGCAUGUUCUUCAAGUAGAGGCAUACAGUACAGUAUAUCUUGUGCAUUUAUAAUUAAAUCUUGCAAUAUCUUGUUCAAAACCCUCAAAUCCAAGAUAAUCGGCAGCCAGCCAUGUUACCAGUAAGAUUUCUAGUCUGUUAAUUUUGAAAUGACCAAGGUUGUACUCGAAUAUAAAUAUUUAUACUUUAAUUAUUGAAUAGCCCCUGUAUAUCGCUGACAAAUAUGCUGUUGUCGCGAUAUAAGAUGUUCUUUUGCUCGCCAAAGGGCUAAUUUUACGCAUAAUUGUAUCUCUAAAUUGAUCAUUCCUGACUUUAAAUUCCAAAAGCCAGGCGAGAAGCAGUUUAAGACGUCUUUACAAGUCCAAAUAUAUCAUAAAUUGCAACAAAUAAUCCAUUCUCACUCCUUGCGUAAAAAUAUGCCCAGUCAGCGUUUUUAGCUGGAGCUACUGUUUACUUCCGCUUCCGGGGGCACCACUGUUCUAUGGUGUUCCGGUUUGGAUUAUCCCAGGGCUUCUGAGAGCAAUAAGCGCAGAAGCCCUGGGUACGAGGUUGUUGUGAAACAUGUCACAAUUAGGUUAAAAUGCGGAAUCGGGUGAAGCGGAUCCACGGAACGGAUAUGCGGGUAAAAUAAGGAACGGAUGAGGAUAAAAUGCGUCCUUUUAAUGAUGUAACGACGUAGUGCUUAUUAUUCAUAACAUAUCUUAUACAGCUAUUUCAAUUAUAGUUUUAGAUAAAUUUAGAAUAGCAGUAGCCUGGUGGAGAUGCUUUUAGCGACAGCUGCAAAUGCAAAUGAAAAUUUAGAAUAUGCAAAAUUUGGCUAUUGGUGAAACAAUUUAAAUUUCGAAUUGUCGCGUGUAGCAUCACAAUAAAUAGAUAAAUUGCAUCAGUUUCACAAGGCAAGUUUCUGAUGUGUUAGGCCUGUUUCAAACGUCACGCUACUUGUGUGCCGAGCGUAUUAAAAGCAAUAAAUAAUGAGAUGAAAUGCCUUUGGUAACUGUUUAUUUCGUAGUGUAAGUCAUCAGCUUUUCUAGGUUGUCGGCGACCCUAUAUAGUUGUUGCAGUGUCUUUUUUAAUUUGAAACUUCACACUAUCCUUGGAUCCCUAGUUUCUUUUCAGUACAAAAUAUUGUUGCCCUACAUUAUUUGACUAACGCAUUCAAAUUCUUCGUUUUACAGAAUGAUGCAAAACGAACCAAAGUUGAAAUUCAUCAAAUUUCAGAAGAAGUAUGCGAUUAUAGUUUUUGUGAGGAAUAGUUUGAAUGGAUGAUUUCAGCUUUUGACUAAAUUUUGAUCUAGGCAAGAAGAACAAAAUCCAUCACCACAGCUAGAAAGAGCAUGUUAAAAUUAGUAAAACUGCAAAGUUUGGCCGCGAAAUGUUGUAAAAUGCGGAAAAUAUAGCCCUGCGAAAUUUGCCAAUUUUGUAUUAAUUUGUAUAUUUUAUGUGCAUUUUCCCAUGCGUAAUACAAAUUAAUACAAAUUAAUAUAUAUUUUCCUCAUUUUACAACAUUUCGCGGCCAAACUUUGCAAUUUUACUAAUUUCAACAUGCUCUUUCUAGCUGUGGUGAUGGAUUUUGUUCUUCUUGCCUAGAUCAAAAUUUAAUCAAAAGCUGGAAUCACCUAUUUCGUGGGUCACCGCAUGUGUUGUGACCAGUGUCAUCUCCGCCAGGAGGUUAUGUUUUCAUCUUCGUUUGCGAGUGUGCGUGUUUGUCUGUGAGCUCGAUAACGUAAAAAUGAUCAAACGUAUUACUUAAUACGAACGUUUCUGGGACUAAUGACAUUGCCAGAGAGCAAAUUGAUUAAAUUUGGAUGAAAAUUGGAUGAGAAAUUAGCAAACGUUUGUCUUGCUUUGCCGGACAGAGUAAACUGAAUGCAUAAUUAGCCCAUUGGAUAAUUUUGCAUGAUACAAUUUUUACAUGAUACAACAUAAUUUAUGCAUGCAUGAAAAUUGGUUAAUUGGAUGAGAAAUUAGCAAACGUUUGUCUUGCUUUGCCGGACAGAGUAAACUGAAUACGUAAUUAGCCCAUUGUGUAAUUGCCCUCUACACACGCAAAAAUCUCACAUCUCGUAACAAGUUUGUCAACAAGCCGUCAACAUGUUGUCUUCGCACUGCUUGUCACAAGUUGUCAACAAGUUUGGAACAAGCUGUUAACAAUUUGUAACAGCCUUGUUGAUAUUAUCAAGCUUGUUGCAAGGUUGUUCCAACAAGUCCGAUACAGUCAUGAUUUUGCAGUAUUGUUACAACCUUGUGUCUUCAACCUUGUAACAUUCUUGUUUAUCAGACUGUAUCUACUGUAUCAGACUUGUUAGAACAACCUUGUGACAAGUCUGAUAAUGCCAUCAAGCUUGUUACAAGUUGUUAACACUUUGUUCCAAACUUGUUACAGCAACUGGGAACAAGCAGUGCGAAGACAACUUGUUGACAGCUUGUGAACAGAUUUGUAACAACUUGUUUGCAGACUUGUAACAACUUGUGCGUUUUUACGUGUGUAGUCUGAUUAUAAUUUCAUCUAUGGUUUCAAUCAUGUGAGAAGAGUGCUUCUAGUUUGACUCACAGAGUUUUGUGACUUGACUAGGUCUUACAAAAUAAGACUUGCUUGCAACUCUGCUAGCCUCACUGGAUCCCAUAUAUAGCCUAUAUGUGUAAUGGUCGAUUUAUAUUACACAGGCUGAGUAUAAAAACUAUAGGAGGAAAAUUACUCGCUAUUUUUACUCCUAUGCUACGAUUAAUUGGGAGUUAAAAGAACCCCUGGAGUAAAAUUUACUCCUGUGCUAGAGUUAUUUUAAUCCUUUAAGUGGAGUUAAAUUGAUUAAAUGCUGUGCUGAGUGGUUAUAUUACUACCUUAAAAAAUAAGCAGAAACUCGACGUAUCGAGCGAAGGCCCUUCGUCAAGAGUUAGUACUACUAGUACUACUUGGCUACUAACUCUUGACGAAGGGCCUUCGCUCGAAACGUCGAGUUUCUGCUUAUUUUUUAAGGUAGUAAUAUAACCACUCAGCACAGCAUUUUCACAUUGGUACUACCAACACUGGUACAGACAGUUUUAGUUAAAUUGAUUCCCAUUGGAGUAUAUGUUCGAAUACAUAUCGAAAUGGAGCAGUUUUAACUCCAUUUUUGGAGUAAAUUUAACUCCAAAAUUUUUACUCCCAAUUUUUAACUCUCAGCUAGUGGAGUUAAAAUACCCGGUAACUCCUUGAAAUUAACAGUGUACGACCUUUAAGGCGUCUGCAGCGCAGACUAUGGGGGAUUCAUAGUCUGCGCUGCAGACGCCUUAAAGGUCGUACACUGUUAAUUUCAAGGAGUUAUUUUAACUCCACUAGCUGAGAGUUAAAAUGUUUGAGAUAUUCUCAAAACAAGACGACAUGGGAUAACAAUAUUUCUUAUAUAGGAUGAAGAAACAUCGUCCACAUUGGAAGAACUAUCCAAACAUUUAAUCAAACUUCGAGAAAUACACACUCGUACUUCGCAAUUGCCUCCUGAGGUUUGGGAAAAGUUAAAAUCCUUGAAGACUUUACUGGACACAAUGGUAAAAUCUAAUUAA